AUGGGACCUCCACCUGAUCGUUUGCCUCCAUGGUACAACCCAAAUACGCAUUGUCCUUUUCAUGAGGGUUCCCCCAGGUAUGACCUAGAGGGUUGCUAUGCUUUAAGGCAUAGGGUUCGUGAGUUGAUCGAUAGCAAGAUUUUGUCUUUUAGGGAUAUGGGACCAAACGUGAAGAAUAAACCUCUUCCCCCCCAUGGAGACCCUACAGUGAACGCGAUUAAAGAUGCCUCUGAUGGUGUUACGGUUGAGAAGGUUGAUGAUGUUAAGACUCCUUUGGCAGCAUUCCACGCUCGAUUGAUGGAAGCUGGCCUGAUUGAUGUUUGUCAUGACAGCUGUGAAGAUAUUGCGAAGAAUGAAGAUGUGUCAGUAAUUGAACCUUGUUUCAAUUUAGCUGAACCGGUUGAAAUCCCUUACUAUAGUAGGAGAGUGGUACCUGCGAAUAGUCAUCCGUCACCUAUUGAGAUAUGUAUGCCUACGCCAUUUCCAUAUGAAAGCACCGAGGUUGUGCCUUGGAAAUAUGAGAUUACCGUUGUGGACAAGAUUGUUGAAGGAAGUGAAGAUGGUGAAGUGAUGGAAACAAUGAAUGAAGACACCACCAAUAUUGCAGGAAUGAGCGGAAUGACCCGUAGUGGUCGAAUCUAUAUGCCUGUAUUCAAUGUGACUCCUUUAGUACCAGCCAAGGAAUCUACAGUUAUAGCUCUUGCUAAAGAACCCGAAGUGGUCCAAUCUAAAGAUGAUGUUAAAUUCUCGAAGUUGAUCAAGAGAAGUGAUUAUAAAGUUGUGGAUCAGCUGCAUCAAACACCAUAUAAGAUUUCUAUUUUUUCUCUACUAUUGAACUCCCAAGCCCAUAGGGAGGCUUUGUUGAAGGUUCUUGCCCAAGCUCAUGUAACACAAAGCAUAACAGUAGACCAGUUUGAUGGGGUGGUUGCAAAUAUCACAGCUUGCAAUGCUUUAAGCUUUAAUGGAGAGGAAUUACUUGAAGAUGGACAAAAUUACAAUCGUGCUCUCCAUAUCUCGGUAAAGUGCAAAGAUGAUGCUUUGGCAAGAGUUUUGGUUGAUACCAGAUCUUCUUUGAAUGUAAUGCCAAAGAGAACACUUGCCAAGUUAUCUUAUCAAGGACCAGCUAUGAAGCCCAGUGCCUUGAUAGUGAAAGCUUUUGAUGCUGCUUAUUGGGGCGUCCCUGGAUUCAUGCUACAGGGGCAGUUACCUCCACUUUACAUCAGAAAAUGA
This is a messenger RNA of Lathyrus oleraceus (garden pea), 1230 nucleotides long. RefSeq lists its product as uncharacterized. The record is from RefSeq and is a predicted model, not a curated record. NCBI's taxonomy places the organism in Eukaryota, Viridiplantae, Streptophyta, Magnoliopsida, Fabales, Fabaceae. Bases 1 to 1230 code for a protein of 409 amino acids. The transcript is spliced from 3 exons.